Linum tenue is the source of this 1463-nucleotide messenger RNA. NCBI's taxonomy places the organism in Eukaryota, Viridiplantae, Streptophyta, Magnoliopsida, Malpighiales, Linaceae. The record is from the annotation of a GenBank genome assembly.
CAAAUUUCUACUUGGUUAAUUUUUCUUCAUUAUUUACAAAAUUCAUUGGAUCGUCCCGUAUUAUACUCGGUUCGGUAUGAUUCUGUCCGAAGGUUCGGUGUAGUCUGGUACGAUCAAACCAUUGAUGACUCCUAUGUAAUAAUGAAAUCACUUAGUUGUUUGUGGUUAAAAAGAAAACUCAGAGUUGAACCCACAAGAAGCUCCAAUCAAGACAGAGCCAGAAGAAGGGUAUUUUUCUGGCGAUGCUUCUCAAGGUUUGGAUGCUUGCUUCCGAGUAGUUUACAAGAAGUACAUGGAAUUCAAUGUGUGCAUCCCACUGAGAUUUUGUACAAUCGCUCGGCUGGAAAUGAAGGACAGUGCUCAACUUCAGGAUCCAAGCGGCAGAGUUUGGCCAGUUGCACUAAUAGCAGGAGGAGGGAGGGGAUCAAUCAAACGAUUCGGUAGUGGCUGGCCUGGCUUUGCUGCUGCUAAUGGCGUGGCCUUUGGAGACAGAAUCGAUUUCCAUUACAAGCCUGAACUGGGUGUCUUCCAGGUGAAGAUACACAAGCCAAAGAACAAUACUUGGAACGAUUCUGAAGCUGGGAAUCGGGCAUGGAAGAGAUCUGAUGGUGGAAAUCGUGAAAGGAGCAAGCUUUGCCAAAGUUAUAGAUGGAACUCCGAAACAGAGACAUUGCCCAAACCCAGAAAAAGUUUACAGAGGAAACGCGGAGCUCCAACUAAGACAAAGUUCAGAAAAGGUCCAGGUUUGGCUGAUUCCUACCAAGCCGUUUACAAGAAGCACGUGAAACGCUCUAAUUACAUGUGCAUGCCGGUGGGAUUUUCUGAAGCCACGAAGCUGUCACAGAGGAAAACUGCUCAACUUGAGGACCCAAGAGGGAAAGUUUGGACAGUUUCUGUAAUCUCAAUAGGGAAUGGCAGGCAGAGACGGUUCAGUCGUGGCUGGCAGGCCUUGGCCGCAGCUAAUGGCUUGGCUGUUGGAGACGGAAUCGAGUUCACUUACAAGCCUGAUUUGGAUUUGAUCCAGGUCAAGAUACAUAAACAAGGGUGCAAUGCUGGAAACGAUUCUGAAAUCUGAAGUUGGGGAGGAAGAGGUAAUGGAAGAGAAGUGGGCAAGUGGUGUUGUAAAGCUUUUAGAUUGAAAAGAGGUAGCGCCUAGGGCUAGGAAUUGUAGUCUUUUUUACUGGUAGGGGUUUCAGUUUGUCACUAAGGUAAAGAACAGCAUGAUGAAAUUGCAGAUGGGGUUUCAGUUUGUCAUUUCACUUUGUUUCAUUUCAGACCCUCAGCAAUGGAAGUUACUCCCCCUUGGUUAAAAUGUGGUGGUGGUAAAAAGUAAGGUUAAAAGUUAAAAGUUUUGACAUCCCAAAAUGGCUACAGUACAAGUAAUGAAUAGCUCAUAGUGAGAAGGGUUUCAAGAAUUCACAGCCCAGACCCAGAGUAUUAAAACCGAAACAUGCAAGGCUAAA